ACCCGUUUUAAAAUAACCAGAUGCCUCGACCCGGUGCAGUUGUUUACUUCCGCACGCAGCAUAACUCAGGAUCCUAUUCCCACGCUCAUAUCUUCACUAAAAUUCAAAUUCAAAUAUGUUGUAACCACUCUCAACUGUUAUGAUCAAUGGACCAGCCACCAUCUCCACGCAGAAAUCCUUCCCGAUCGACAGAUAUGGUGCUCGACGAAAAAGACUCGGCACGUUCUACAGAAAGUGAAUUGGCAGGACGCAAGCGAGUAGUUCGGACGGGUGAUCCAUACUACGAGGCAGCCGUUAAACGUCGCAGCGGUGGAACAGCACUCGAUGAAUUCUUGCACAAGAGGAUGCUUUCAACGAUGCCUUCAAAUGUCAACACAAGGAACAAUGCUAAUACAAAUGCUGAUAAAGUUUUUACCGAAAGGCAACCUCUCCGAUCUCUUGACAUCAAUGCGCCUGCUCUGAACAUCCCUUUGUCAACUCAGCAGCACGUCCCGGGGUUCAAUCAAACGCAGCCAUGUGUCACACAAAACUCUUUAUCUGGAAGUGUCGGCCAGUAUGCUCCUGCUCAUUAUAAUCAACCAAAAGAAAAUGUUGUCAAAAGUAGUGGCCAUGAGAACACACAAUUAUAUAUUGAUGGAUGUGGUAAUUCUGAGGCUCCCAGACGUAGAGGAAGAGGUCCUGCAGUUUCAAAGUUGUAUUCGCACAUGCUUGCUGUUGAUGCUCCAGUUGUAUCAAAAAAAGACUCAGUAAAAAAGGAUGUUUCAAAGCCGCGACGUCGUGGUCCAGGGGUUAACAAAAUAAUAAAUUCCCAAGAAUCAGUGAUUGAUCUUAACAAAGCGCCGAAGGCUGCAAAGAAACCAAGAACCAGAGGUCUAGGAAUUGAAAAAUUAUUGGCGCAGAGGUUUGGUAAUGAAGAUGGCAAUAAAACAGAUGACAUUAAUACACCAUGCACACAGGGAGCUACUCACAAGUCUCCAACUACUGCCGAUUGCAGGACUCCCGGUAGCACUGUAACCUACCAGACAAGUGUUCCUCACUUGCACAGCACAAACAGGCAUGCUCCUCACAACACGUCUGAGAAUUCAAGUUCUACUUUCGCAUCGUCUUAUGUGUUGUCCCGGCUACACGAAUCAGAGUCUAGCAGACCUUUCCGGCCAAGUAGUGGCGCGUCUACGUCUGGUGUUAAGGAUCUCUCCCGGGAUUUUGACGAUGCAGCUGAUGAUACAGAGCAUGAUAAUCUGUAUGAUGAAGGUGAGGAUGCGACUGAGGAUUCUAAUCCUGAUAUGUGGCAAGGCUAUGCCAACCUCGGUCCUCCAAAUGCUAUUUGCCGACAAUGUAACGGAAUAAUGUGGGAUAUGGAGCGCAACAAUAAAUCAAAUCCGAAUGCAGCUCCAACUUUCUCUUUGUGUUGUAAGAGUGGCCAAGUUGUUCUCCCCCCUGAGAAGCAUGCUCCAGAGCCUCUAGCUUCUUUACUCUAUGGAGGUCCCAAAUCAACUCAUUUUCGUAAGAACAUCCGGGUGUAUAAUUGUAUGUUUGCAAUGUGUUCAAGUGGUGGGAAAAUAGACCAUAAAAUAAAUAGAGGUGGAGCGCCGUUCUGUUUCAAGAUCAGAGGACAGAAUCUUCAUUUUAUUGGAAGCCUCAUUCCUGAUGAAGGGGAAAAACCAAAGUUUUGUCAGCUAUACAUUUAUGACACUGAUAAUGAGCAAUCUAACAGGAUUGGUGCUGUUGGAGCAAAGGUCGAUGAUGUUGAUCUAGACAUAGUUGACAGUCUCACACGGAUGCUUGACGAAAAUAAUAAGCUGGUUAGUUAUUUUCGCACUGCCCAGAGGAGAUUCAAAAGUAAUGAACAAGAAGACUUCAAACUGGUACUUAUAUCAUCACAGGCAGAAAAUGGUCGUCCGAACAUUAUAGGUCCAUCCAAUGAGGUUGCAGGUUUGAUUGUUAAUGCUACUGCAGACACGGCUGGAUGUAGAGACACUGUAUGCCAAACCAACCAAGGAUAUCUAAAGCGGGUAUUCGAAACAGAUGCUUAUUUUAUGCAGCUUCAAUUUCCCCUUUUAUUUCCACAAGGAGAUGAUGGAUACCACACUGAAAUUCCAUUGAAAAAUUGCAAGAAAAGAAGACCAGAACCAGCUGAUAAUGAUGAGACAGAAGGUGAUCGAAAGUUCAGAGAGCAUGUUACAAUGAAAGAGUAUUAUUCCUAUAAAUUGAUGAUACGGACAAAUGAAGGAUUGACUCCGCAUCUUGGUGGAAGGUUGUGGCAACAAUAUGUGGUUGAUGCUUUUACAGCCAUGGAGCAGUAUAGACUGGAUUGGAUAUCUCGAAACCAAACCACUAUUCGUUCUGACCUCUACAACUCUGUACGUGAUGCAGUGCGUAGGGGAGAUAAUGAUCCUUCACAUGUUGGAAAAUGUGUGAUACUUCCGGCAUCUUUUACAGGUUCCAAGCGGUAUAUGUCUCAGUAUUUUAAAGAUUCGCUUGCACUGUGUCGCAGUAUUGGCCAUCCAUCUCUUUUCUUAACAAUGACAACAAAUUCAAAAUGGCCUGAGAUUACAGAAAUGAUGAAGCACUUGCCUGGAGUAAAUGUUGCAGAUGCUCCAGAUGUUGUUGCACGUGUAUUUAAAAUGAAACUUGACCAGCUAAUCGACCUCAUAAAAAAGAAGCAUUUCUUUGGCCGUUGUAUUGGGUUGAUGCAUGUAAUUGAAUUCCAGAAGCGUGGGUUGCCACAUGCUCAUAUGUUGGUAUGGCUAGACGACAAAGACAAGCCUAAGACGGCUGAACAGAUUGACAAAUUAGUGAGUGCAGAAAUUCCAGAUGAAGAGUCAGAUCCUAUUUGUUAUCAGGCAGUGAAAAAUUAUAUGAUUCAUGGUCCGUGUGGGAAAGACACUUCUUACUCCCCAUGCAUGGUUAAUGAUAAAUGUGGACGUCACUUCCCAAAAAGGUUUAAUGGAGUAACAUGUUUCGAUGAAUGUGGGUUUCCUAAUUAUCGGCGUCGAGACACAGGCAAGACAGUUAAGAGGAAGGGUGUGCUUCUCAACAAUAGGUUUGUUGUCCCGUAUAAUAGGGAACUACUGCUUCGUUUCCAAUGCCAUAUAAACUUAGAGAUAUGCAAUAAUUCCCGCUCCUUGAAGUACCUGUUCAAAUAUUGUCUCAAAGGACAUGAUACUGCUACCAUGCUUCUAAAGCGAAAAAAUGAUAAAUCAAGUGCAGUUGAUUGUCAAGAACGAAAAGGAAAGAUUUUUGAUGAGGUUAGGCAUUAUCUUGAUGGGCGUUACGUUUCAGCUUCUGAAGCAGCUUGGAGAAUUUUAGGCUUUGGCAUUCAUUCUCGAUGGCCAUCUGUUGACCGAUUACCCAUCCAUUUGCCAGAUAGCAAGUAUGUUAGCUUCAAAACAGGAGAAUCUUUGCAGAAUGUUUGUCAUCGUGCUGAUUCUAAAAGAUCCAAACUGGAAGCUUGGUUCUUAGCAAACAAACUACUGCCGGAUGCUAAAAACUACACGUAUAAUGAAUUUCCGAGUUAUUUUACAUGGCUUCCCAAAGAGUGCAAGUGGAAGUAUAGACAGAGGGGUGAUGUAGUUGGGAGGCUGUCGGAGGUUCAUGCUACAGCCGGUGAUUUGCUCUAUCUCAGAAUGUUGCUGAUGCGGAAAAAGGGCUGUUUAGGAUUUGAGGACAUACGGACGGUCGAUGGUGUUGUGUAUGACACUUUUAAGGAGGCAUGUGGUGCUAUGGGUCUUUUACAAGACGACAACCAGUGGCAUGAGGCAUUGUCCGAAAACUCUCACUCAGCCUUCCCUCAUCAAUUACGUGAAAUGUUUGUGAAUAUUUUGGCACAUAAUACUGUUGCUGAUCCACUUUUAUUAUGGACUCGACACUGGAAAUGUAUGUCGGAAGAUAUUCUGAGGAAGCAAAGGAGCACAACUGGUAUCAAUGAUCUUGAACUACCCGAAGUUGACAUACAUAAUUACACUCUAGCAGAAAUUGAAAAAUUGUUUAAUGAUAUUGGAAAGAGUUUGAAAGACUUCCCAGACCUGCCUUUCCCAACAGAUAACUACAGAAAUGCUGAUUUGAAUAGGCUUAUCAUAGAGGAGACAUCAUACAAUGUUAGAGAGAUGAAGGAGGUUCACGAUGCUAACUACCAGAAGUUAAAUUCAGGCCAGAGGUGUGUAUAUAAUUCAGUCAUUGAUUCUGUGCUCGCAAAGAAGGGUGGAUUAUUCUUUGUACACGGAAGUGGUGGAUGCGGCAAGACUUUUCUUUGGCAAACAGUGAUAGCUUACCUUCGUUCAGAACGUCGAAUUGUAAUCCCUGUUGCUUCUUCAGGGAUUGCAGCGACACUGCUCCCAGGUGGGAGGACUGCACACUCUCGCUUCCAUAUACCUAUAAAGCUUGAUCAAUACUCCUGUGCUGGCAUUAAACAUGGUACUGACCUUGCUGAAUUAAUCAAACUCACCGAUUUGAUUAUUUGGGAUGAGGCGCCUAUGCAACACCGCUAUGCUUUUGAGUGUGUUGAUCGUACUUUACGGGACAUUAUGUCUGCCGUUGAUCCUGAAAGAGCCAAAAAACCAUUUGGUGGAAUAACUGUAGUGUUUGGUGGGGAUUUCCGUCAGAUUUUGCCUGUUAUUCCAAAAGCUUCGAGAGCAGAAAUCAUUGCAGCAGCUUUGAAUAAAUCUAAACUAUGGGAUCACUGCCAGGUGUUCCUUCUAUUUCAGAACAUGCGAUUGCAUGCUGGGAAUAGUCCUGAGCAUAACCAGAUGAUAAAAGAAUUUAGUGAAUGGCAGCUCCAGAUUGGCGAUGGAAAAGUAGAUCCAAUUCGAAUAAAGGAACACAUUUCCGAGGUGUUAUUCAAAUUACCUGAGCAACACGUUGUCCACUCACAUGACACACCUGUUCAAGAUUUGAUUGAAAUUAUAUAUCCGUCCUUCUCUGAAAACAUGUUUUCUCGGCACUACCUUAGUUCUCGCGCCAUUCUCACUCCUACAAAUGCUGUGGUAGAUGACAUCAAUUCUGCCAUUCUUGAUAAGUUGCCAGGGGAUGUACACACAUAUUUUAGUCAGGACUCCUUGGAGGAUAAAGGCCCGGAGGAAAAUGAGUUUGAUGAAUCAUUCCCGGUGGAAUAUUUGAACUCUCUGAACAUGCCAUGUAUUCCUAAACAUGAGCUCAAAAUCAAGAUAGGAACUCCAGUGAUGCUGAUGAGAAAUCUGAACCAAAUUAAUGGGCUAUGCAAUGGUACUCGGAUGAUUGUCACGGGUUGUAAGAAGAACAGCAUUGAAUGUGAAAUAAUGUGUGGUUCACACAUUGGUACUAAGCAUCUAAUACCACGUAUUGAGAUGAUACCUACCGAGACACCAUGGCCAUUUGAUUUCAAGAGAACUCAAUUUCCUCUUCAGAUAUGUUUUGCUAUGACCAUAAACAAAAGCCAAGGACAGUCACUUGAUAAAGUAGGGAUUUUCUUACCAAGACCAGUAUUUUGUCAUGGACAGUUAUAUGUUGCAGUUUCUAGAGUUACUUCUGCUUCUGGACUUCAUAUUCUGGUGGUUAAUGACGAAGGCAAGACUACUGAUAUUACCUCAAAUGUUGUUUUUCAGGAGGUUUUUUACAACAUACCAAGUGUAGAUGCAGGUUAAUAUGUGUUGCACUCUUUAUUGACUCUGUUAGUAAUAUUUAUGUUGAUGUUAUGAAUUUAGCUAUUCUUUAUAAUUCUCGAGA
Molecule: messenger RNA, 5700 nt
Organism: Daucus carota subsp. sativus
Lineage: Eukaryota; Viridiplantae; Streptophyta; Magnoliopsida; Apiales; Apiaceae
Exons: 17
Coding region: 147-5618 (1823 amino acids)
Biological process (GO): DNA repair; telomere maintenance
Molecular function (GO): DNA helicase activity
Source: RefSeq, a predicted model, not a curated record